Messenger RNA from Phytomonas sp. Hart1, 441 nucleotides. NCBI's taxonomy places the organism in Eukaryota, Euglenozoa, Kinetoplastea, Trypanosomatida, Trypanosomatidae. The record is from the annotation of a GenBank genome assembly.
AUGUGUCUUGCCAAGGCUGCUCUGAACGCUAUUCAUUACCUGUGUGAUGUUCCCGUAGCCAUUUAUAACUACGUUUUGGAGUAUUAUGUCUCAUGUAUGGACACACAGAAUGACUGCAACACCAAGUCCAAGCUCCUCUUUCUUGUGGGCCAAACUGCCUUUAAGCAACUGAUUGCCGUUAAAUCUUCCGAGCGCCCACAGCUCACGGCUCUUGAAGAGCUGACCAAAAGCCUGCCAGUAACAAUAGCAAUGAUACAGAUUCCAUGUAAAAAGAACUUGGGUUGGGUUUGUACGAAUUCAAGCGUCACACUGUGCACGAGCUGGCGCAGAAACAAAGAUAUGCGAUUCUUUCAGUGGGUUCGAUUUGGCACACCGUUUCCAAAGAAGUUGUAUCGGUGUGCGGUCAUGAGCAGAGUAUUUCCACUGGUGACCACCCGUUAG